This is a messenger RNA of Xylona heveae TC161, 896 nucleotides long. Its product is annotated as 40S ribosomal protein S7E. The transcript is spliced from 3 exons. Gene Ontology annotation, biological process: rRNA processing; ribosomal small subunit biogenesis; translation. Gene Ontology annotation, molecular function: structural constituent of ribosome. Bases 115 to 717 code for a protein of 200 amino acids. Gene Ontology annotation, cellular component: small-subunit processome; cytosolic small ribosomal subunit; ribosome. NCBI's taxonomy places the organism in Eukaryota, Fungi, Ascomycota, Xylonomycetes, Xylonales, Xylonaceae. The record is from RefSeq and is a predicted model, not a curated record.
CCCUCAACGACCGAAAUCCACGAGCACGACAAUUGCGCAGCUCUGUCCCUCCCCCUCGACCACAACACCGGCAAAGGACAGGCAGAGACUCCCGUCGUCGUCCCACUCGCAAUCAUGGCCGCCCUUAACAAGAUUGCGCCCAACAGCCCCUCGCGGGCUCAGCCGUCCGAGCUGGAGACCAGCAUCGCCAACGCCAUCUACGACCUCGAGUCCAACAUCCCGGACCUGAAGACUGCUCUGCGGCCUUUGCAGUUCGUCUCCGCCCGUGAGAUCGAGGUUGGCCACGGCAAGAAGGCUAUUGUCAUCUUCGUCCCUGUUCCCCUUCUCCAGGGCUUCCACAAGGUUCAGCAGCGCCUGACCCGUGAGCUCGAGAAGAAGUUCUCCGACCGCCACGUCCUGGUCCUUGCUUCUCGCCGUAUCCUUCCCCGCCAGAAGCGCUCUGCCCGCUCGCGGACCUCCCAGACCCAGAAGCGUCCCCGGUCCCGGACUCUGACCGCGGUCCACGACGCUAUCCUCGGCGACCUCGUCUUCCCCGUUGAGAUUGUCGGCAAGCGUCUCCGUACCCGUGAGGACGGCAGCAAGGUGACCAAGGUCAUCCUGGACGAGAAGGAGCGGGGCGGCGUCGACUACAGACUUGACACCUACUCUGAGGUUUACAAGCGGUUGACCGGCAAGGGCGUCAACUUCGAGUUCCCCCAGAACUCGGCUGAGUUCUAAAUGCGUUGAUUUUUUCCUCUCUGAUGGCAUUGCGUCUUUGUUGGCGUGCUCGUCGGUAGUGGGUUAGUGGUUGGUCUUGAUGACGAGUGUGUGAAGAUAGAUGAAGAAGAAAAAAUAUUCCACGGUUCUUUUUCUCUACUCUUUUCUCUUAUGGGAUAAUGGCGGGACAGGGCAAAAAA